AUGUUUGUAUCUGUGUGUCUGUACAUGUGUAUGUAUGUAUCUGAGUAUUUCCAUGUCAAGGAGCUGGUCCUCACGGCAAGCCGAAACCGCAGUCACCCACAUGAAGACUACCCCACAGUGAAGAUCUUCAAUGACCUCUCAGCGGCAACGCUGAAAAAACAACGGGCGUUCCAACAAGUCGCAGAAGCUCUACGGCAACAUGGCACCAAAUACCGAUGGGGCUACCCGACCAAGAUGUUAAUCCAACAAGGAGGUGUCUUCAAACCCGUCCAUACCCGAGAGGAAGGCAUUAAACUUCUAAAAGAAUGGGGCAUACCGCUUAACCCGUCAGAGUCUGCUGCACAGCCGAUUAAGAAGACAACACGGGAGUGGAGCGUUGCCCGCAAGAGACUUACCUAA
Molecule: messenger RNA, 399 nt
Organism: Pelobates cultripes (western spadefoot toad)
Lineage: Eukaryota; Metazoa; Chordata; Amphibia; Anura; Pelobatidae
Source: the annotation of a GenBank genome assembly